Messenger RNA from Oreochromis aureus, 2305 nucleotides. Its product is annotated as high-affinity choline transporter 1-like. Gene Ontology annotation, molecular function: choline:sodium symporter activity. Gene Ontology annotation, cellular component: plasma membrane. Gene Ontology annotation, biological process: transmembrane transport; choline transport; acetylcholine biosynthetic process. The coding region runs from base 175 to 1815 and encodes 546 amino acids. Lineage: Eukaryota; Metazoa; Chordata; Actinopteri; Cichliformes; Cichlidae. The record is from RefSeq and is a predicted model, not a curated record. The transcript is spliced from 8 exons.
GAAGGUCAUCAGUCUGACCCUCCCUGUGGCGAGCAGCGAGCUUCCUUUACUCUCCUCUCUCUGCGUCUCAAACAGGGCCUCCGUCACGGCUUAGGAGCAGCUUCUAUUGCUUCUAUAACCACCAGGAAAAGUCUCAGGAGCUCUAAUUUAUCAUUAUUAUCAUUUUAAUUCACGAUGGCUCUCCAUAUAUCCGGUCUAAUAAUGAUGGUCAUCUUUAACUUGUUGGUGCUGGGGAUUGGGAUCUGGGCUUCUCUGAAAUCUAAGAAGAUGGCGAAAAAUUCAGCUGGUGGACAGAUGGAAGUUUCUUUUUUGGCUAAUCGGAGGGUCACCUUGGCAGUGGGCGUCUUCACCAUGACAGCUACUUGGGUUGGAGGUGCCUUUAUCAUUGGAGUUGCAGAGACUGUUUAUGACCCCACAAAGGGGCUAAUCUGGGCUCUCAUUCCUCUACAAAUGUCAGUUUCAUUCAUCAUCGGUGGUCUGUUCUUCGCAAAGCCAAUGCGGGAUAAAAACUACAUCACCAUGAUGGAUCCCUUUCAGAGGAAGUAUGGGAAAACACUGACCGGGCUUCUCGCCAUCAUCCCUUUCAUAAGUGAAGUCAUGUGGGUUCCUGUCACGCUGAUUUCCUUGGGGGUCACAGUUUCCGUCUUUUCCGAUCUGCCCUUAAGUCUCUGCAUCUGGAUCUCUGCUGCGGUGGCCAUCGUCUACACAGUUCUCGGAGGUCUCUAUUCAGUUGCUUUUACUGAUGUCAUCCAGUUAUCACUGGUGUUUUGUAGCUUGUGGUUGUGUGCUCCCUUUGUUCUGGUGAGUGAUGUCUACACCGAUCUCCGUCAAACGGCUUUCAACCACACGUUUCAGGCGCCCUGGCUCGGCCACCUUGAGUCUGAUGACGUGUGGAUAUGGAUUGAUAAUUUUCUCGCAAUGAGUAUUGGAAAUUUGGCGUUUCAGGACUUCCAUCAGAGGACACUCUCCUCCAGCUCCACGGCCACGGCCAGAAUGAUUUGUUUCAUAGCGGCAGGUGUGGUCAUUAUUCUGGGAAUUCCACCUGUGCUGAUCGGAGCUGUUGCAGCAUCAACAGACUGGAACCUGACCUCUUAUGGCUCACCUUCACCCUAUGAGCGAGGAGAGGCUGCCAUGGCGUUGCCCAUUAUCCUUUUGCAUCUUACCCCCACCGCUGUUUUCGUUGUCGGCAUGGGGGCCAUUGCCGGUGCCGCCAUGUCAUCCACUGACUCAUGCCUGCUGGCGGCAACCUCCAUCUUCACCACCAACAUCUACACCCUCGUUAGACAUCAGGUAUCAGAGAGAGAGCUGCAGUGGGUGAUCCGCCUCUCCAUAGUGGUCGUAGGGACUGUAGGAACCUCACUCACCUACCUUGACAGCAGAACGUUGGCCUUCUGGAUCCUCAGCUCAGACUUGACCUACACUGUCAUGCUCCCCCAGCUGAUCUGCAUCCUCUUCGUCAGAUCUUCCAAUGCCUACGGGGCCGUGGCGGGUUACAUUGUUGCCUCUGUGAUGAGAGUGCUGUGUGGCGAGCCGGUGUUCAACCUUCCCGCCAUCCUGCGUUUCCCUGGCUGCGCUCUGGAGGAUGGUGUUUAUGUGCAGCGCUGGCCUUUCAAGACCAUUUGCAUGCUGUCCUCUCUGGUCACCAUCCUGGUAUUUUCUUACGCGACGUCGCUCUUAUUCAACAAGGGGAUCCUCCCAGAGAGGUGGGACCUGUUCAGGGUGACGACUCAAGAAGAAACAGCCCCAGCAGAUGGUGCCAGAUUAGGUGAAAAUGAUAAACAUGCAUCUGAACUGAUGCUGGACACAAGAUGCUAAGUUUGUGUUUUUUUCCUACAUUUUCAAGUCUUCAGCACUUCUGCUAUAUUAAAUGAUGCACAUUGGUAAUGGCAAUGUUGCCUGAUUUUUGGAUUACUUUUGUUGUUAUGCAAAAUAAAAUGAACAAAUACCUUUUACUUAACAGCUAGUUAAACAUUAUGUUUACAAUUACCUUGAGUCAGAAAACAAUUAAUCCCCACCAAGCUGCUUAGAGCACAUUUUACACGUUUUUUUUUUUUUAUCAUUAUUUAAGAGAAAUAUCUGCUCUGCUGUAACAGCAGCAUAUUUGUGUAUAUCACUAUUUGUGUGGGUAACUCCGUAUAACAACCACUGCUAAUAAUGAACUGAUUGUUAGUUAAACUUGAAUAAACGGCUAUUUUACUGUUAACAUUUCAAUAAUAAAUAUUUCUUACUAAUCAGUGGGCAAGUUAUACUUUAAAUCUGUUUAUGUCAUUAAGUUGUGCAAUAUAAAAUUCAAUACUGUGAAAAA